This is a messenger RNA of Didymodactylos carnosus, 534 nucleotides long. The record is from the annotation of a GenBank genome assembly. NCBI's taxonomy places the organism in Eukaryota, Metazoa, Rotifera, Eurotatoria, Philodinida, Philodinidae.
AUGGGACUUCCGAAGAAGUAUUUAGAAUCGAUCAAUCAAUGGCUAGGAGGGAAGCGAGCAUUUAUUGAAAUAAAAGAUUGUAGGUCGAAAUGGUGUUCAAUUCUUCGAGGUGGUCCGCAAGGCUCGUGCUUUACUCCCACUCUCUUCAUUUGCUACCACGCUGAUAUGGGAGAGUUUCUUCAGUUUUGUGCUUCGUUCUUUUUCGCAGACGAUCUUGCGGCUGUCCUUGCUGGAGGCAUUGGGGAAAAAUAUACAAAGCAAUGCAUUGAUUUAGAGAGAAGAAUGAAAUUGUUCCUUGAUAAUUUGGCAUACUAUGCUUUAUUGAAUGUACAACCGAUUAAUUGGUCCAAAACAGAAGCUUUAUGGUCCGCUCGGGCUCGAGGAGUUUAUGGAAAUGCGCAAUUUGUGAUUAAAUGCGGUGAUAAGAAGGAUGAAACGAGAGAAAUAGAAGGUAAAAUGUCGGGAGAAAUCACUGUCAGUUGGGUAAAAGAAUUUAAAGAAGCUCUACAGGUUAAUGGUAUUAUGAAGGGAUGA